Molecule: messenger RNA, 2710 nt
Organism: Sphaeramia orbicularis (orbiculate cardinalfish)
Lineage: Eukaryota; Metazoa; Chordata; Actinopteri; Kurtiformes; Apogonidae
Gene: phyh
Product: phytanoyl-CoA 2-hydroxylase
Exons: 9
Coding region: 101-1102 (333 amino acids)
Biological process (GO): fatty acid alpha-oxidation
Molecular function (GO): phytanoyl-CoA dioxygenase activity
Source: RefSeq, a predicted model, not a curated record
UGUGUGUGUUGUCAUCAUCACUGCUCUUUGACCCAGUUCGACCCACAUUAAAUACCUUCCUGUGUUGACCGGGAUCAUUGGACUACAACACGGCUGAAAAAUGUCCCGAGCUGCGGAAAGACUCAAACUUCUGAUCAAUCAUCUUGAUCGAUCAGCUGCUUGGAUCAGUGCUUCACCAACCUCUGCUCAAACCUACACCAAUACUGAUCUACAGAAUCUGAGAUACACCUUGGACAACAACUUACUGACCCCAGAACAGCGACUUUUCUAUGAAGAGAAUGGCUUCAUCCUCAUCAAGAAUCUGGUCUCUGAUGAGGACAUUGAAAAGUUCAGGAGGGAAUUUGAACGGAUCUGUCUGCAGGAAGUCAAAAUUCCUGGUAUGGUGGUGAUGAGAGAUGUGGCAAUUGCUAAGUCGGAGUUUGUGCCAGAUCAGAAAGCUGUCUCUAAACUCCAGGAUUUCCAGGAAGACCCUGAACUGUUCCAAUACUGUUCUUUACCACAGAUUCUGAAGUAUGUGGAGUGUUUCACUGGACCCAACAUUAUGGCCAUGCACACCAUGCUGAUUAACAAGCCUCCUGAUGCAGGGAAGAAAACAUCUCGUCACCCAAUGCAUCAGGACCUGCAUUACUUCCCGUUCCGCCCUGCUGAUCGGAUUGUCUGCUCUUGGACUGCGAUGGAGACAGUGAACCGGCAGAAUGGCUGCCUGGUUGUCCUGCCAGGAACACACAAAGGCACACUAAAGGAGCACGACUACCCAGAAUGGGAGGGUGGUGUGAACAAGAUGUACCAUGGAGUCCGUGACUAUAACCCAGACCACCCUAGAGUGCACCUGGUGAUGGAGAAGGGUGACACUGUGUUUUUUCACCCCCUGUUGAUCCACGGCUCCGGUAUGAACCAGACACAGGGCUUCCGUAAGGCCAUCUCCUGUCACUAUGCCAGCGGUGACUGUUAUUACAUUGACGUAAAGGGAACGACACAGGAAAAUAUUGAGAAUGAAGUGACGGCGAUUGCAGCCAAGAAGUACAAUAUAGCUGAUAUUGCAUUCAAGGACACCUGGGCGUUUAGAGGCCGACUGGUGCAAGGAGAGAGGAUUUCACUGUGAUACAGCAGAUGUGCGACAAAAGAUGAACACAUCACCAGAGGGAGACCAACCACAGAGCUGUAAUUAGAACAGAUCGACAAAGUUAUUGGAAAAGAAGUGACGUGGCAUUAUUAUCACGCUAAGAAUGCUCUGUGUAAUCAUGAAAGCUUGUUUAUAGACAUUUUUCUAAUCAUACCAUCCCAAUUUUCCAUUUUAGUUUAGGAAGUUUGGCUUUAGAUAUUUGAAAUAGAAUUGGAAUUCCAGGAAAUUCUUCUAACUUUGUUGUUUUACCCCACCUCAUAGCCACAAUCCUCAACCUCCCUGCUUGAAAUCAAUAUCAGCGUGCAAUCUUUAGGGAUGUCUAGAUUCCAAAAAUCCACAUGGAGGAUCAAGAAUUGAGGAGAUUUGCUGGAGGGGAAAAAAAUGAGAUAAGAUCCGCACAACCUGUGAGCCCCAAAGAUGUUUAUUCACAAUAUGGUGAAUCUCUUAUUAUCUCAUUUUUUGUUCACUUUUCUUUUGGAUCCGACACACCUUUUAUUAAUUGGAUGUGCGUGUCAUUACCUUUUCCCAGAGAUUGGCUGGAGAACCUAUGACCUUUUCAGUAAUUGGACCCGUGACACAUAGAGGUGUUAAACAACAGCAGAAGAAAACAUUAAAAAGAAAAGUUUUCCUUAUUUAGCGGGAAUUACAUUAGUGUUUUAAAAUGCUAAUAAAAAUGUGAGACACCCUUAAAUUGCUUAUUUGACACAUAACUUGAAUUAAAAGUUAAUUAUAAGCUUAAAUGAUCAUGUUUGUGUUCAUAAAAUACAGGGGUAGACUAAGAAAAUAACAGACUCAUAAGACAGUUUCCACAUAUGUCAAUUUACUGAUAUUUAUCUAAAAUAACAGCACUGAUCCAAGGAUGUAGCCUCCUCUCCUCAUGUCACUCGCAUCCUGAGUGGGAGAGACUAGGACACAUGGAGAUACACAUUAGAGGUACAAACUGAGGAAUAAAAUGUACGAGUAUCUGUUCUUUAUGCAUAUUUCAACACUAAAAUGGACUAUUGCUUCCAAAUGAGAGGAUAUAAAAGAUAAGCCAAUGGCAACAUACAUUUCAAGGGAAUCUCCCUGCUCACAUUUUCAAAGUAUGAGCUCAUAAAUAUAUUGCGUUGUCACCUACCUCACUAUUAAAUUAAUACAUAAAGUAUGAAGCACCUGACAUUCAGCUCACUAACAGCCUUUACAUUUCAGCCUUUUACAGGCAAAGAGUGAAAUUAACUCAGUGACUGUGAUUAACUGUUCCUGUUAAAUCCUGAUAGAGAUAAAUGAUGAAUUAAUGGACAGACAAGUUUGAAGAAGAUGAUUUAUAGCAUGUUGAUUAGGGAACAUGAGAUUUGUUAUGAAAUGAAAUGAUAGAUUGAGGUGAUUAGAGAAUGGAUGAAAGUAAUGAAAGCUGUGGUUUUGCUGAAAUGCUUUUCUUUGACUUUAGCACUUGUUAAUUAACACUGAGGCCUUAAUGCAUGUCGUAUUCUGAAUGUAUUUAAUAAUAAGGUUAAUUUCCUUCUUGAUGUCAUCUUAAUGAUUUGAUGAUGAGUGAAUGGAUGCUGUUUUUUGUUUAGUAAUAAACUCAGAAUUUGAUGCAAUAAUAUU